AAUUCUGCAAGUGGUUCUAAUUUACUAUCGCUGUUCUCUAGCUGGUCUAAAACCGCUUUUGACCUAAAGGGAUGCUUUUUGGACGCCAUGGACGUUUCUCAGUUUCCAGGCAGAAAGAACAGUAAAAAUGCAGGCAGGGCACAGGACAAAGCACUCGGGACAAAAUGUAUGUGAAAUGGUUUGAGACAUGAAUGUCACUUUUUGUCAUUUUCAAAUUUCCCACCAGUUCCGUCCCCCGUACAUCCUGACGUCGCAGGGGACAGGACCCAGAAGACAGAUGCCGGCAUCCGCCGGAUUACAUUGCCGAGGACACUGUAGGGGGGAUAU
Molecule: messenger RNA, 327 nt
Organism: Staurois parvus
Lineage: Eukaryota; Metazoa; Chordata; Amphibia; Anura; Ranidae
Source: the annotation of a GenBank genome assembly